UGGUCGCAGAGCGGUUUGUGGGCAUACCACAGUCAACAUCAGACUUCUCCCAGUGUAGCCACAAAGUAAACAGCUCAUGACUUCUGAUCAGGACGCUAAGGUCGUGGCUGAACCGCAGGGCCAGCGCGUCCAGGAAGGGAAAGGUGGUGCUCAUCUGAUGAAUGGUCCCAUAUCUCAAACCACUUCUCAGACAAGUUCCAUCCCAACUUUGAGUCAGGUACAAACAGCUAAGGUUUCAGAGCUAAACCCUAAUGCAAAAGUAUGGGGGUCUCAUAUGUUACAUUUGGAAGCAAGUAGUGCAGCGGAUGGCGGUGUGAACACAGCCUGGGAAGAGACGAUUGGCCACAGUGCAGACCACAGCCUGGAUGGAUUGGAUGCUGAUGGUGAUGGUGACAAAAAUCAUGAGAAUGCAGCACUGUCAGAUUUACAAGAGUCAGACCAAACAGCUAUGAACACUUCCACCCUGGAUCACAAAGAAUAUGAAUCUCUGCCUGAAAAUAGUGAAACAGGAGGAAAUGAGUCUCAACCAGAAACCCAGGAAGACCCUCGAGAAGUACUUAAAAAAACAUUGGAAUUCUGCUUAUCUAGGGAGAACCUUGCUAGUGAUAUGUACCUGAUAUCGCAGAUGGAUAGUGAUCAGUAUGUGCCAAUCACAACAGUAGCUAACCUGGACCACAUCAAGAAGCUCAGUACUGACAUGGACUUGAUUGUUGAAGUGCUGAGAUCUUUACCUUUAGUCCAAGUGGAUGAAAAGGGAGAAAAAGUAAGGCCAAAUCAAAAUCGCUGCAUAGUGAUACUACGUGAAAUAUCUGAAUCCACCCCAGUAGAAGAAGUAGAAGCACUAUUUAAAGGUGAUAACUUACCGAAAUUUAUAAACUGUGAAUUUGCCUACAAUGAUAAUUGGUUUAUUACAUUUGAAACAGAAGCUGAUGCACAACAGGCUUACAAGUAUCUGCGAGAAGAAGUCAAAACUUUUCAAGGAAAACCAAUUAAGGCACGGAUAAAAGCAAAGGCAAUAGCUAUAAACACAUUUUUGCCAAAGAAUGGAUUUAGACCUCUGGACAUGAGCCUUUACACACAGCAGCGCUACACAGCGUCAUUCUAUUUACCUCCAGUGUACAGCCCCCAGCAGCAGUUCCCGCUCUACAGCCUGAUUGCCCCCCAGGCAUGGUCAGCGACACACAGCUAUCUUGAUCCACCCCUGGUAACUCCAUUUCCAAAUACUGGAUUCAUAAAUGGAUUUACAUCUCCGACCUUUAAACCGGCAGCAUCUCCUCUUACUUCACUCAGACAGUACCCUCCUAGAAGCAGGAACCCUAGUAAAUCUCAUCUGCGCCAUGCCAUCCCCAGCACAGAGAGAGGGCCUGGGCUCUUAGAAAGUCCUUCCAUAUUUAACUUCACUGCGGAUCGGUUAAUUAACGGUGUCCGGAGCCCACAAACCAGGCAGACAGGUCAAACUAGAACCCGAAUACAGAACCCUCCCACCUACGCCAAGAGAGAUGUGGGGCCCGGGCGUGUGGAGCCGACCAGUCUCGAGUCCUCUCCUGGUUUAGGCAGAGGAAGGAAAAAUUCUUUUGGUUAUCGGAAGAAAAGAGAGGAGAAGUUUACAAGGAGUCAAACUCAGUCUCCAACACCACCAAAGCCUCCGUCCCCAAGCUUCGAGUUAGGGCUGUCCAACUUCCCCCCACUGCCUGGGGCUGCAGGCCAUUUGAAGACAGAGGACUUGUUUGAAAACAGGCUGUCUAGCUUGCUAAUAGGAUCAUCAAAAGAAAGGAGCUUAAAUGCGGAUGCAGGCACGAACACUAUUCCCACAGUCAGCCCUAGAGAACCCUCAGCACCGGCUUCCUGUGCUGUGUCAGCGACCUUCGAACGUUCCCCUUCCCCAGCCCACUUACCAGAGGAUCCCAAGGUGGUGGAGAAGCAGAGGGAAACCCCAAGCGUGGACAGACUUCCUACUACCCUAACAACAACUGCGAGUAAAUCAGUGCAAGUAAACGGCGCAGCCACGGAACUGCGAAAACCCAGCUACGCAGAGAUUUGUCAGAGGACGAGUAGAGAGCCUCCUUCAUCCCCGUUGCAACCUCAGAAAGAACAGAAGCCAAACACUGUCAGUUGUGGGAAGGAAGAAAAGAAGGUCGUCGAGAGAGACCCCCCCAUCCCCAAGUCCAACAAUGGACCCCCCAGAGACCAGAGGAGGCCACCAGGCCGCCGGCCCUCACCCCCUGCCACAGGAAAGCGUUCACACAGAGAACAGAGUCCCCCUCCCAAGUCUCCUCAGUGAGAGUGAGGUCUGGGAGGGAGGUAAGGAGCUGAGGCCACCGCAAGGUGCUGCCCACUCGGUACCAAGAAUGAGCCGCUGGUUAGGAGCUUGCAGUGCAGACGGGGCCCAUGAGAGGCCUGUAGUUAUUUUUCUUCUAUGAGUCGGAUUUCCCCCCUCUUGAAAAAAAUCUAUUUUUCAGGAUUUAAUUAAUAUAAACCUUAUUUUAGGUUGGUGCUUAACUGGAGGUGAUGCAUAAGUCUGAUUUUUUUCAGGAUAGAAAAUGCAUUUAUCCUAACAAAUUGAUAUUUUUUAUUAAGCCUCCAUGUGGCUAUGAAUGCAAGCUAUAUAUAGUGAGUUUUUCUAAAUUAAGUGGAACUAUGCUACUUCAUUUUUUUAAAAAAAAAAACUGGUUAGCAAGUGCAUAACUCUAAAAUGUCCAGAUGGACACUGAGGGCUGAUGACAGCAGGUUGGGGGUGAAAUGUGGCCUGGAGAAGCAAUGGUCAGAUGGCUCAGCACACUGACAAGGGAGUUACACUUUCAUUCAGAAUCUUUAUUGGGAUUCUUGGAUUUGUUUAAAAAGUGUAGCCCGUUUUUGAUCUAGUGGGCAAUAUGAACCUGCAGAGAGCACCCUAGAGAGACCUAAAGCCUGAGUUUGAUGUACUGCAAGCAAAUAACCAGCUUCUCACUCCAAUUUCAAGUGGCUGUUAUGUGAUAUGAAUUCAAAGCACAUUGUGAAUAGAACCUAAAUGAAACAUAAACUUUGUUGCCCACUGAUAUGUUAUGGCAGAAUUGUGCCCUGAUGCUGUCUUGCUCCCGAACUGGUAGGGAGAGAGGGGAGCCUGCCCCAGCUCCCUUGCAUCCCCCACACCUCCACAUCACACACGGAUCUAAGCGUUUUUAGUCGUGAGAGAAUGGUGUUUGUGGUGGAGGAUAAAAGUUCCUGCUCUUACCUCCAAGACUAGGGUCUUGCUGAUUCCCUCUGGGAGUGCUGCACUCUAAAGAAGUGUGCACUAAAGCUAGCAGUUUAUGAAAGUUAGAUGUAAAUUAUUUUGUUUUAAAUUUCCUAAAUUUUUUUCUUUAAAUAUUCUAAGCAGCAGACAUUAAAAUAAGAAUAUUUACUGCUAAAUGUAACCAUACAGUUUAUUCCACAAAAUGUUAUUUAACAAGACUGAGGUUUUUGUUAUUGUUUUUGUUUUUUUUUUUUUUUAAAAUUAUUUCCAUCCAAUAUUUAAAGACUUGAAUUUUAUUUAAACUUGAAAAUGACUUUGCCUUAACUUUUGUAUAAGACAGCUUAGAGUUCAUGGAGCCCGGCCCCUGGGUUGGCACAAGUGGAUUACAGUUACUCAGUUAGGUGGGAUCUGCUGUCGCUAGUUUUACUGAGUAAGCGUACUGUAGUACAAGAACUAGCAGUAGUGUUUGUAAUAUACCUUGAAGAUCUUAAGCAGUUGAUCUUUUUCAGAUUCUUGAAAAAUCCUGUAAAUGCAAAUAGUCAAUACUGUAUUAAAUAUGUGCACUUGGGAGUGUGUGCUUUGCUUGUACAGUUGUAAAUAAUCAGAACAUAUUAAAAAGGUACCCUAAAGAGAAAAAUCUGAUAAAAAUUAUUGAUAUAUUAUAAAUGUUGCUAUUGAGCUGGAUGUAGAUAAACUAAAUGUUGUGGUUUGAAUAUUAUUUUAAUUUGUUGAGGUUUUUUUUUUUUUCCUCUUUCUCUUAUACUGGUGUGUUGAACUGAUUCUGCCUCUUUGCUGCUGCAAAAGGGAAUAGAAAGUCUUAUUAAAGCCUUCAGAUGUUUUCAUGCUCUUUUUAAAGUAUGUAAAUAUGUACUAAUCAUAUCUAAUGUGAAAGGGUUUUUGAAGUAUAAUAUAGAAAGCAGAAACUGGCAGGAUCUUCAAGUGAAAGUUAAAAAUAAUCUACUACUUAAAAUCAUAAAUAGUUAAGCAUGAUUUACCCUGCCAGAGGAAAACAUGCCUUGUUGCAUUUGACAUUUCCUUCAGAGCAGUUGUCAUUAUUCAGAUAUCUAGAAAUACACACAGUGCUAAUAUUUUGCAAAUGCCUGUAAAAGAAAAAUGGGAAUUUAUUUCUUUGUAAUUGUCAGAUGCUGACUUAAAAAAAAAUCAAAAAUAAUUGACCUCUUACUCCCAAACUAACGGAUACUAUGGAAAGAGUUGGCAAGCCCUAAGCCCUGGGAAUUCCUAAAUGUUGCAGUCUUUGCUAGAGGGAGUGGGUACUGUGAGCCGUCUUCUCCAGGUCACAAACCCUGUGGAGCUGAGACACUGGUUUCUAAUGCUGACCAAUCCCUCCCCCAUAGGUGGUAUACUAGAGCCAGCUGCAACUAUGUGCUGUUUACCAGCAGGUGUAGGCGGAGGAAAGUGGUCACCUGAGAUGUAUCAGGGCAUAGCCCCAAUGUGGCAGGCACAUGGGGCCAGCAGGUGUGCUGCAAGCACUUCCGCUUCUGCUGCCUGCAGCUGGCUCCACGUGCUACAUCUAUCUAUGUCCCUGCAGUCAGGCUGUUGCAUCAAGAGUUAAAACCUUGCUCUGAUAUGAUUUUUAUAGCAUCCUUUUUAAUUAAGCAAAGGUAAUAGACCAGAUAGUUAUAUAAUGUUUAAAACAAACAUAAAAGCCUUUCUGAUGUUAGAGAUUUCCCACUCACAGAAAAGAAUGGGAGGUGCACAGCAGGAAGCUGUGGUGGCAGGCGCUCACAGACAGUGCCACAUGCAGCCAAUAGUAUUAAUUUUAAAAUGUAAGUCUUUCCUGUCCCCAGCAGUAUCUCAAGGCAUAGAAUCAGAGAUACAGUGAUCACAAAUGGCGUUUUAACUUGUACAAUUGUGUGAUGAUACUUAACACUUGGAAAUAUGAGUCCGGCCCUGUUUCACCAGACAUGAAUUUCAAGUAGAGUAGUUGCUUUUUAAGAGCUAGUGUCAUGACGUUUCUGAUCAGGCCCUCUUGUAACCCCUCCCUGCUUGUCACCAGCAGGUGGCAAGAAAUAUGUUAUGUUGCUGUAUUAGUCGGGAUCUCUGCCAUUUCCAUUUAAACCCUGGCUCGUUUUCUCACGGGCACUAGGUGAGGAGAGGGCAAGCCUGUCUGUCUCUGCCAUCAGUGACUGAAUUUGGGGUUUGUGCGCUUCAGAGCCUGUUACACAGAGAGCAGCAGACAAUCAAGACGGAGCAGAGCCAGCGGCUGCCAGUUCACAGACACAAGUGUAAUGUGGAAAGCUUCUUGAGGGCUUUUGUUUUUGUUCUACUUCUUUUCAUUAAGACUGGAAUCAAGCUUAUGUGUAAACUAUUGGUAAUUUAAGUUUCAUUUUGUGUCAUUCAGUGUAAAACUGUCUAAUUUGAAAAAUGUAGGUUAUGAAAAAUAAAGAUUUAGGCACU
Condylura cristata (star-nosed mole) is the source of this 5629-nucleotide messenger RNA. RefSeq names its product La ribonucleoprotein domain family, member 4B (gene LARP4B). Gene Ontology annotation, biological process: positive regulation of translation. Gene Ontology annotation, molecular function: mRNA 3'-UTR binding. The coding region runs from base 77 to 2281 and encodes 734 amino acids. Gene Ontology annotation, cellular component: cytoplasmic stress granule; cytosol. The record is from RefSeq and is a predicted model, not a curated record. The transcript has 18 exons. Lineage: Eukaryota; Metazoa; Chordata; Mammalia; Eulipotyphla; Talpidae.